Messenger RNA from Symbiodinium sp. CCMP2592, 354 nucleotides. NCBI's taxonomy places the organism in Eukaryota, Dinophyceae, Suessiales, Symbiodiniaceae. The record is from the annotation of a GenBank genome assembly.
AUGUGGCAGGAGGCACUCCGGACCAGCCUUCCCGAGCUCUUGGGCGACCAGGAUAGGGAUGCUGAACUGUCCCUGCAGAUAGGCAGCUUGAGUGCUCCUUCCUUGCUGGCGGCACUUGCAGACGAGGGCACUUCGGGCUGGAUCUCAUCUCUGCACAAGCUGCCGGACUCGGAGAUUCUCCUUACACUGGUGCCCUCCUCCGACUUUGCAGCCACCCUCCCACCAGAGCUGGAUGGCUUCCUGGCCAAGGUCUUCCAAGAAGCAGAGGACGGAGGUGAUGGAGGCGCCCUUGACGAGGAAGGCUUCCCUUACACCGACGGCUUUCUGGACUUUCUCGAAGGCUCUGCGCCGUGA